AUGGCGGCUUUAUCUCUCUCUCAACUCUUCUCUGUCCUCAAACUCCUAUCUUUCCUCUUCAUCAAAUUCUUUCUAAUCAACACAACACUUGCCAUCCAAUCUUUAAUCGCAGUGGUUGUCAGCUCCGGCCCACGCGUACUCACCGCCGCGCAAUUCCUGUCUUAUAUUGAGGAGAAAAUUCCGGCGAUUCGCUACACGAAAUCGCUAAUCUGGCUGCCAGAGUCACCGGGAUGUGCAGUUUGCUUGUCGGAGUUUGUGGAGGAUGAAAGUGUGAGAAACUUGAAGUGUAAGCAUUUGUUUCAUAAAGAUUGUGUUGACCAGUGGUUUCAACAAUGCCGGUCUACUUGCCCGCUUUGUCGGACUAUGGUGUUGCCGGACAAGGUGGUGGGCAGUUAUCGCCGGCCGAAAGAUGAUGAUGAGACAGAGUUUGAUAGAAGUGAGGGGGAAAUUGUUUUCUUGGUAUCUCCUUUGCAUGGAAAUGGGAUUUUCACUUAUUUUUGGUAA
Messenger RNA from Jatropha curcas, 504 nucleotides. RefSeq names its product E3 ubiquitin-protein ligase RHA1B. Lineage: Eukaryota; Viridiplantae; Streptophyta; Magnoliopsida; Malpighiales; Euphorbiaceae. The record is from RefSeq and is a predicted model, not a curated record.